AGCAGCCGUCCACGGCCCCGACCCUGGGGUUGCUGCCGCGACGCGCGCGUAGGGAGGUCCUCGCCGACCCCGCGCGCGAUGGCGGCGGCGAGUUUUGCGGGUGCGAGGUCCCGGCUGAGGCUGCUGCUGCUGGCCCUCGCGUGCCUGGCGUGCCAGGCGGCCGGCCUCCAGACGG
Molecule: messenger RNA, 175 nt
Organism: Prorocentrum cordatum
Lineage: Eukaryota; Dinophyceae; Prorocentrales; Prorocentraceae
Source: the annotation of a GenBank genome assembly